This is a messenger RNA of Hydractinia symbiolongicarpus, 3958 nucleotides long. RefSeq names its product spermatogenesis-associated protein 1-like. The transcript has 14 exons. NCBI's taxonomy places the organism in Eukaryota, Metazoa, Cnidaria, Hydrozoa, Anthoathecata, Hydractiniidae. The coding region runs from base 348 to 2267 and encodes 639 amino acids. The record is from RefSeq and is a predicted model, not a curated record.
GAGUUCGAUUCCUUUUAACAGCGAUUCAACAUUUAAGUGAAUGUUACCAUAGCCCCGGGUUAACCCAAGCCAUGUGAGGGAAAUUGGGAGAUGGCACACUGUGUGUGCCAUUGGAUGUUGUGGGGAGUUGUGUAGUAAAGCGCAGGCCCUACUAAUUGGGUCUAAAUAAGACCUCAACAGCAAAACCCACCCAGUCCCAAGACAUCAUUUUGAUGCUGUCUGUUCUUAAAGCAAAUUUAGUAUCAUUGGAAUAGUGUUUGUUUACUCUAACAGUGCCAAAUAUAUACAUUAUUACCUAGCUAUCUUAUCUUAGUAUGCAGAACAAUCAAUGAUUGACUUGUAAAAGAAUGUAUCAACAGCAUGAAAAGGGUGCCAAAGAAAUGAAAAAAUCAAAGAAUGCUAGCCAGUUGACAGAUUUACAUGUGUUCAUUGUUCCACUGGAUUUGUGGCUGGAUAGAUAUAGAACUGCAUAUAAUAAUGCUGUUCUUGAGUCCACUUCUGCUGGAUUUAUAAGAAUCACAGCGUCAACAUCUCUUCAUUCUGUUCGAGAAGCAAUCUAUGAACAGUUAGGAAAUGAGAUUGUUCCUAGUGAUUUCAUUUAUCUUCGAAGUGUUGGAAGAUGUUUAGCUGUUGUCAAUAAAAAUCAAGAACAUAAUUUACAAGGAAAAGAUUUUGCGCCUCCAUCAGCAUAUUCACCUGAAUUAUUUUUACUUCCUUGCACUCACGAGGAAGCUCUAUCUGGAACUAAACGUCUAUAUGAUACUGAGGAAUAUUACAGCAAAAAUCUAUACUCUGGUCCGUUUACAUAUGAUUCCAACGAUUCUAAUGACUCCACAACAUUCUUUUCACCAAGAGAUUCAGUUAUCAAUUCUGACGUUUCACCAAAAUUUGAUUUUGCGAAAUCAUCUAAGCCAGCAGUUAAACAAGUCAAUGAAACUUUGACCGAUUCGCAACCUGCUGUGAAAAAUACGCAAGAUGACAAAUCACCACCACUGAGUGAUGGUAAGGACAAGAAUGACUUGGUACCUGAACUCGAUAUCGAUGAAAGUGACGUUUACACAAACGAUGAUAUUAACAUUCAUGAUUCGGAACGCUCAAGUACACUGCCUGCUACUUCAUCAGUUUUUAAACUAAUUAAACCUGAGCUAGCGCUUAUACCAGCAACUCCAGAACAGCAUUUCCCGUUACCGUCAGCAAGAGUUGUCACAAAAUCACAUAGCAGAUUGCAAGAGAGCGGUGUAAAUGCUUCCAGUCUUGGAGUCACAUUUGAAGAACCUGCGAAGUUAAGUAAACAAGAAUCGAGAGAAAACAAAAUCUUACGCCAUCGAAAUAUUCAAAACAAUGACAAAAAGAAAAUAAUUAGAGAAAGAAUGAAAGAAAAACAACUGGAAACUGAGUAUGAAAGUGACAACGAAGAAGAUGAUAAUGAAGAAGCUGACGAAACAGAACUAAGUCCUGAACGAAACGUUCGACUUUUAUCGCUAGAAGCUAAAAUGAAAGAGAGAUAUGAGAGAGAGAAGCAGCGCUUGGAAGAAGAGAAUAACGCACAGUUAACAAAAAGUGAUGAAAAUAAUAAUGAUAUAAAGGGCGGAAGAGAUACUCAGCUAAUGUAUGAGGAUGACGAAUUUGCAACAAAAAUAAAAGAGAUUGAGGAGUUGAAGAAGAAAAAUACCGAGACACGAAAGAAGCAACAAAUAGAAGAAGAAGAAAAACAAAAGAAACAUUUAGAAGAUCUAGAAGAGAAGAAAAUGAAGGUGCAAGAACUGAAAAGACAGUUGGAAAAUACGAGAUCUGAAAAGCAUAAUUUUCAGAAACAACGAGAAGCCCUGGUGAAGAGAUCCCGAAACCUACAAGCAGAGAUUAAUUCGAAAGUAUCACAAAGAAACAACACCUGGCGAAAAAAGUUUGUGGAAGAGAAGAAACAAACGACCAUACUGGAGGAAGAGUUGAAAAGAACGAAAAACCAAGUAGAAGGCCAGCAUCGCAAGCUAGUCUCUUCGUUUGGUAUCCACGGGAUUGCUGGUAAAAGUAAAGAUCUUAUGAUGAAUGAUGGUGUUCCAUCAGAAAGGAACAACCAGAAAAAUAUGAUAUUGCGUCUUCAAUCAGAAAAUGAGGAUUUGAAAAGUCGUAUAGAGCUGUUAAAUAAAAAGCUGACAGCUGAAUCCAAGAUGAAAGGUGUAGCUAUUCAAGAACUAAAAGACAUUCGUGAUAAGGCGAUUGAAUUUAAGAUAAAUGCAUCAAGAGCUAAAAAAGCUUUACCUCAAUAGAGGAAAUUUAACAUAGCGAUAACAAUGAGAGCAUUGCUAAGUUCCUGACUAAAAAUGGCGGACAAAUAUUUGUGUUCGAAUUUAAUUAGUUGAGUAUUGUUUUGUACAUUAGGGAAAAAUAUCAUGAACAUUUUUUUGUCUCAUAUUAACAGCAACUUAUUAGCUCUAUUUGAGAAAAUUUGACCAACUGUGUCAAGACCGCCCACGUCAAAUUUUGUCAAAUUGAGGUAUAUAUAUUUUUCUUUAAUUUUUUAUAUAUGUAUAUAAGAUUAAUUAUUUUUUUUUAAUUUUUUUUAAUUGUCAAUAGACGCAUUUUUAUUUGUAGAAAUGCUUUUUUACUGGUUUUAUUUAUUUUUUACAUGUUACUUAUGAGGGAUGUACUGUAAAGUUUGCCGUCAGGUUAAUUAAUGCUGGGAAAGGCCUAUUUCUUUCGCUAAAUGUUACUGUUGAAGAAAAAUUCCAUCAUGUUUUUUAUACUAAUUUUAUAUUUAUUAAUUUGGAUUUAUUUUUUUAAUGCGACUUUCUCGUUUUCUUUAUAAUAAUACCUAAAUUCUAACCACUACUAAAUUUAAAUGCAAGACUACUUGAAUACCGAUUUUUCUAGUAAAAGGACUCUACCGCUACAAUUUUGUGAAAAUCUUGAACCUAAAUUUCCAGUAUUUUUUAUAUUAUGUGCUUUUAAAGGUUUUUACCGAGAUUGAUUUUUGACGUUUGGUAGAUCGACGUCAUUUAAGCAUGAUGUUUUUAACGCUGUAUUUACGUGACCGGUUUUAUUUGACGGAUUUAUUUUAUGACGGUAUACACGUAGUUGUCAUCAAUUAAAUGUCCAGGGCGCUUUUAAUUUUUUUUAUCUUUUGCUCUUGGCGCUUAUUGGAUAAAGAUACGCCUUUACAAUGAGCGGCUUAACAUAGAGCAUUUGCGAUUUUAAAGUUAUUUGAAUGACGGUGAAAGUAGACUAGACACAUGGUCGCAUAUUAAAAGGCAUUACUAGCGUGGCCUCGUGGUUAUGGAGUCCGUUUUGUAAUCACAAGGCCUGUGGUUAGAUCCACACCGCGGGCAUGUUUAGCAAUUUCCUUUACCACAGCUACAGGUCAACCCGUGCCAUGAGGGAAAUUGGGUUGGCAAUGCCGGUUUAUACCUAAAGUAUACAUUCAGAACACAGGACCGGCAUUGAUAACAGUGUUUUCAACACUGAAGUGGCUAUAUCCUGUAUAAAUAUUUGGAAUAAUAAUAAUAAUAAUAAUUGUUAUUCAUAUUCUUUUAACAGAAGAAGUGUGUAUAUAAUUAGCGUUUAUAGCUGUUUCUAGGAUCGAUCUUCAAAUUUGACUAGUAUUAGACAAAAAUUAAGUGUUUCAGAAUGUGAAAGCAAUUUAGUCAUUAAUAGAAACAACCCAUAACUAAAAGGUUAGUCGGUUUCUAAUGGAUAAAUUCACCAUCCUUUUUAUAUAUAGCAUUUCAUAUGUCAGCAGAGCGAUACAUCGAUCAGAGACAGCUAUCGCUACUGCGCUACCAUUUUGCGCAGAGAUUACGAGUGUUAUUAAUAGAGUGUGGAUUAAUUCAAUUUACGUUCAAAAGGUCCUCGUUUUUUAUCUCAGCAAUAUUUUGUAGUUCUUAAUUUAUUUUAUUGUAUUUUUAUUUUAACGACAAAUGAUAUUCUCAUACGCAGUGAUAAAAUGUCUUUUAUAAAACAU